This is a messenger RNA of Papilio xuthus (Asian swallowtail), 1394 nucleotides long. RefSeq names its product protein nipsnap (gene Nipsnap). The coding region runs from base 96 to 920 and encodes 274 amino acids. The record is from RefSeq and is a predicted model, not a curated record. Gene Ontology annotation, cellular component: mitochondrion. Lineage: Eukaryota; Metazoa; Arthropoda; Insecta; Lepidoptera; Papilionidae. The transcript is spliced from 6 exons.
AAAUGAAUUGAUAACAAGCAAGUAUCAGCCGCUUCCAAGUAAUUGGUUGUUAAAAGUUUUUCAUUAUAUUUAUUCGACCUACUGACACGACAAAAAUGAAGUCUAUAAACAAAAUUUUGAAUAUUUGUUCGACUCUUCCAAAGAAUACAAGGUUGAUUUCGACAACAAGUAGUAAUCUCAACGCCGAUGAUGGAUGGUUUUCGAAAUUGCUGGUGCGUAGGAUAGAACCGACGAAAGAGUCGCACAGUCGUAUGCUUAGCGACAAGGAAAUUGUAUACGCACUCCAUACUCAUAAUAUCAGACCCGACUCCGUCGAUAAAUACCUGAAAAAUUAUAAAACAUCAGUAGAGUUUGUGGAAUCAAGGAAAGCAGACCUAGGCUGUGAGCUGGUGGGAUCAUGGACAGUGUCAGUUGGAGAUAUGGACCAAGCGUUACAUCUAUGGCGUUAUGUUGGUGGCUUCGAAAAAAUCGACAAAGCUAAGAUUUUAUUUAGGGAAAAUCCAGAUUACCGUGCGUUAGAAAAGGAGCGUGGUAACUUCGUGCGGUCUAGACACUUGCAGUACUUGCUUGCAUUCAGUUUCUGGCCCAAUGGCGAGCCUCGUCAGCCCAACAACAUCUAUGAGAUUAGAUCAUACAGUUUGAAGCCGGGCACAAUGAUAGAGUGGGGCAACAACUGGGCGCGCGGGCUGACAUACCGCCGCGCCCAAAACGAGGCCUUCGCAGGAUACUUCUCGCAGAUCGGACGCCUCUACAAUGUUCAUCACAUUUGGUGUUACAAGAACUUGCAGGCGCGUCGUGAGACUCGCGAGAGCACGUGGCGCAAUCCGGGCUGGGACGAAUGUGUUGCAUACACCGUGCCUCUCAUACGCGAGAUGCAUUGCCGCAUCCUCGAGCCCACUGAGUUCUCCCCCACGCAGUAAACGAGCAAUGUACCACGUGAAUAUUAGCCCUUUGCAUACAUAUCUAAAAAGUGAUAAAGAUUCAAUUGAUAUUGCAAUAAUAGAGAACAUGGUUUGAAGUAGGAUUAACUUAUUUACAUUUUACAUAAUUCUUUCCUUUUCUUUAUAUAAUUCUAUUUACUUGUGUUAUUUAUGUCUGCAGUUUUGUCUCUUGUAGCAAAGGGUUAAUAAUUAUACAUUGAGUAUAGAAAAAAGUUUAAAGUUCAUCAUCCGUGAAUACUAUUUGAAGCCGAUAACGAUUUCACUUUGUCACAGUCUAAAAAUAAUCUAGCAAUAGUCUAGUGACCAAUAGAAUACAAAGUGCCUAGAUUUAACUAUUCUAGCAGUUAACUACCGUCCUGCCCCUAAGAGUAGUCUGCUAGAAAUAUUUUUUUUAGUACUUGUUUCAGUUAUAUUUUAUGUAUUAAAAAUAGUUGUUGAACAUGUUUAUGAAAA